UUCAAUUGAUAUCUAUUAUCACCAUAAGUAUUACCUUCCUUAGGUCAACUACAUAUAACUUGUAGUUAAUUUAAAUGUUUUCAUUACUUUGUAUUAUUGCUGGUGUUAUACCGUGAAAUGGCUGCAUCAGAAACCAAUUUAAACAUUAAAACUGAACAAGAUUCGCCAGAUCUCGAAACUGAAUCUUAUAAUUUUUAUGCUGAAGAUGAAGCUGAAAGUCCUGAGACCGAAAUUGACAAAAUCAAAUUUGAGAAAGAGCUUGAAAGUCAAGAAUUGUCUAGUUUUGUUAAUGAUUCUGAAGCAAUGAAAUCUGAAUCAUCUAAAAAGAAAGAGAAAGAGAAAAAAAAAGAAAAAUCAAAAAAAGAACUGGAGGAAGAAGAGAGAGAAAAAAUGCAGGUUCUUGUUUCCAAUUUCACUGAAUCUCAGUUAAACCAUUACGAAAUGUAUCGAAGAUCAGCUUUUCCAAAGGCUGCAAUCAAACGUCUUAUGCAAACAUUAACUGGGACAUCAAUUUCUCAAAAUGUUGUGAUAGCUAUGUCAGGAAUAGCCAAAGUUUUUGUUGGGGAAGUUGUUGAAGAAGCUUUAGAUGUAAUGGAGAGCCUAGGAGAAUCUGGAGCACUAAAACCAAAGCAUUUACGAGAAGCAGUACGACGUCUCAAGUCACGAGGAGUGAUUCCAAAUGUCAGGGCUAAAAAAUCAUUUUGUAGAGUUUAAUUUUAUGAAUAUAUUUAAAUGUAAAUAUUUUUUAUACUAUUCAUUAAGAUAAUGAUGCUAUUUUUGAAAUAUUUUGUUUUUAGUUGUUAUGUCAUACGUAUUGUAUGCACAUAAAUUAUAGAUCUUACUAGUGACAUGUGUUAUACAUCUGUUUACAUCAUUUCAUGAGUUGUAAAUUUCAUUGUAUCCAAAAAUCAAAUUAAAUGUACCCUAUUUAGUUUGCUAUUAUUUAUAUUGGACUUUAUUAUUAGUUACACUGUGAAUUAUAAAUUUACCUAUUUCUAAGAAAUUCAUUUUACUUAUCCUUGAUUACAACAAAAUUUCGGUAAAAUAAAUUGGAAAAAUUCAUUUUUAUAACUUUGUGAGCAUAUAUUUAAUAUUCUAUAUUUCCUAUAAACUUGGCAAUAUUGUAUGCAUAGCUUAUUUAACAGAAAUGUUAUUUUCUGGUAUUAAUAAUUUCUAUUCUUAAUGCAUUAUGAUUCAAGAAUAUUAUCUGGUUACUCUUUCAAUAUGUACAUAUGUGAUCUAAUGAGGUUUUAUUCAUGGUUUUCCACCCAGCAACAAUCAUUAUUACUACUAAUUGUUUGGUACACAUAUAAAUUUGAAGGUUAGCUUAUUAUUUCUGAACCUUGGAACAAGAGCCAAUGUGCAAAACUUCUUGAUUUGAGUAAAAAAAUAGAGGUAGGUAGUACACAGCAAUUAUUAAAGAAAUAAAUGUUCUCCAAUUAUUUGCUAUUCAUACAUAUAAACUAAUAAUGAGAGCACAUUAGGUCUAUUAACAAUUAACGUAUACAUUACCCCGAUUUCUUUCAUACAACAAUCUCAAAUUAUGAAAUUUUGGACCUUGACCCUGUUUGUUCCAAGGUAGUUUAUUUGCAAAGUAAAGGAAAAACAAUAAACACUUAAGCUCGGUUUUACAAAUCAAAUUUAUGAAAUUUUAACUUCAAAAAUAGUAAGACAUUGUUUUCUAUAAUUUUGUAUUUUUCAUUUAGGUGGGUUUAUCACAGUAUUUUCAGGAUUAUUUGAAGCAAAAUGCAAUAAUUGUUAUCUAUAUAUUUGUAUCUGCAUAAAACUAAUUGGAAAGUGAUGGUAUUUUAUAAAUAACUUAGCUAGAUUAAAUACCACAAAUCAGUCAGUUUUCUAGUUUUGCCCAUGAGAUUUGGAAGAGGUAGAUAGAUCACAUAUUAGACGAGUGCCAGUACCUUUAUUUGAUCUCAAUUUUUUAAUUGUUUGUUUAUUAUAUUAUCAAAUGAAUAAAUAUAUUUAAUUAUCCAUA
Molecule: messenger RNA, 1990 nt
Organism: Nezara viridula (southern green stink bug)
Lineage: Eukaryota; Metazoa; Arthropoda; Insecta; Hemiptera; Pentatomidae
Source: the annotation of a GenBank genome assembly